Messenger RNA from Symbiodinium necroappetens, 523 nucleotides. The record is from the annotation of a GenBank genome assembly. Lineage: Eukaryota; Dinophyceae; Suessiales; Symbiodiniaceae.
GCAAAGGUCAGUGGCCCGGUGCGGCAUGCCCUCCGGAUGCGAAGCCGCUGCCCGGGCUGAAGCCCGGGGAUUGGAUUUGCCCAGCCUGUGGUCAGAAUUGUUUCGCCUCGAAGUUCACUUGCCCGAAGUGUGGCAGGCCAAAGAGGGGCGAAGAGACCGAUGUCUACGUCUCAGAGCACGGCCGGAUCCAUCCCGACAUCCAGGAGCUCUGUGACGAGUUUUACAUCGAGACGCGCCACAUCGAAAAGUUGAACGAGCUCAUGAAAGACAGACAUGACACCUGGGUGGAGGACUUGAAGAAGUUGAAAGAGAUCAUGGAAGAGGCUCGAUCUCCGUGCGGUAUGCUCGUCGUGAAGAUGAAAGAGAUGGAAGAUGGAACUUUUGUGGCGAUCAACCGCGACAAGAGGAUGCAGCACCUCAAGGAGAAGUUCAAGCUCGACCGCAUCGCGGAGACGCGCUUGUCAGACAUCCUGGCACGUUGCUCCGACGAGAAGAAGGACGAAUACUACCACGACCUCGAGAG